Zymoseptoria tritici IPO323 is the source of this 1479-nucleotide messenger RNA. RefSeq lists its product as uncharacterized. The annotation marks the transcript as partial. Gene Ontology annotation, cellular component: Ino80 complex. The record is from RefSeq and is a predicted model, not a curated record. The transcript is spliced from 3 exons. NCBI's taxonomy places the organism in Eukaryota, Fungi, Ascomycota, Dothideomycetes, Mycosphaerellales, Mycosphaerellaceae.
AUGUACACAUCCACAACAACUAGUCUACGUCGCAACGCAAACGGAGCGACAUCCUCUGUCUAUUCAGGGAACAAGAUCCGACAUUUGAAGAAAGAGGACGGAAUACCACUAUGGCGAAAGGACAUCCAAUACGACUUCUUGAAGCUGGUCUUCUUCGAUCAGACCAAAUGCUUCACCAAAUUCAGCGAUGGCACGAAUGGUCACACUUUCGCGGACAUAUACAUUGAUGCAAUGGCCAAGAGCAGCAAGUGCAGCAAGAUCUUGAAGGAGAAGCUAUUGCAGGAUCAAGAUGGCGCGAUCAGCAUGGCUAUGGUAUGCUUGUUGGUCAAUGUUGGUAGAAUGAACACGACCUUGAAUUUCUUUCCUGAGAUGCGAGCCCAGCUACGUACAUAUCACUCGAUCCCAGCCCUACAGGCGCACCAAGACCCGAACGCCUACAAGCAGUUGCAAGACGCUCCACGACUGAAGUCCAUCCUCAAAGGCGCGACCGAAGACGAACCGCAACCAGCGACGAUGGAUGAGAUUAAAGCCGCAUCCAGACCUCGGACCAAUCCCGUCAACCUGAUCUUCGUGAUGAGCCAGUACGCGCCGAAGAUCAGUGAGCUUCACUUUCCACCACCACGAGACUUCUUCGACCUGGUCAUGCGAUCCAGCUUGGGGAGUGUGAGUCGCGCCAAGGCAUUCUUGUGGUUGAUUUGGUGGUACCUUGAGAGUGAUUUCACAAAAGAGGACGCCGAGCGGAACCCGUUUGGUCCAGGACAGUUCGACCCGGCGGAUGAGGGUGCGGAUGCGUUGCCGGUCAAAGUGCCGACAUUGGAGAGCUUGACAGAAGAGCAGGCGGCGGAGGAAAACGUGGACACCGAGGAAGAGAAGCAUUUUGGAGAAGUCAAAAGGAAGGAGCGGAUCGCGAUACUUGCCAGUGAACCUAGUCCCGCAAUGACUGCUCUCAAGCGCGCGCGGAAGGAGAAGGGCUUGACAACCGGACAUGGAGUGCAUGCGAGUGACGAUGAAGGAAGCGAAGUGGGCAGCUAUCAUAGAGGCAUGAUGCCCGCAUCUGUCGGAAAGAUGUCUACUCUCCACCUCGAGACUGCUAGCGACUACACUCGAUCGCCCUCUCCAGCCGGAAGCCGUGGCUUUCAACCAAUCAACAACAAACCCGUCAGCGAUAUGCGCAUCGACAACAUGCUCAACAGCGACGACGUUGCUCCUGACCCAUCCUCGCCACAAGCAACCAUCUCCGGAUUCGCCCGGGACCAUAUCCCUACGCCCUCAUACCAAGCCCAAAAACGCCACCGCGGCGUCACUCAGCACCAAUCCGCGGUCAUGACACAUCGCAAACAGCAGAUCGACUACACACUCGACCGCCGCAUCAGGAAAGCACACGUUGCAUUCCGGAAUACCAGGGAAUCGGAGUCGGCGAUCGUUCGUGCGUGGAAGAGGAUUCGGGCUUUACCGCUUGAUUAUGACUCGGAAGAAGAG